Molecule: messenger RNA, 1377 nt
Organism: Parnassius mnemosyne (clouded apollo)
Lineage: Eukaryota; Metazoa; Arthropoda; Insecta; Lepidoptera; Papilionidae
Source: the annotation of a GenBank genome assembly
AUGACAAUUACGCAUAAUUCACCUAGAACGAGUAAGGUGGAAGAUGGGAAGACGCCUGUGCAUAAAGUAGAUUUGGAUACAAUCUUAGUGCAGGAGAUUGGACAAUUCGGUUGGUACCAGUUCAGAACAUGGCUGCUAUCUGUCGUCGUGGUUAUAUUCGCUGCCUGGGCCAGCAGUGAAUACGUGUUUACUACGGCCCGAUGCUUGAUUCCUGAAUGCGAAGGCAACGAAGACAGUGUAGAGUUUGCACCACCUUGGAUAUUGAAUGCCGUUCCUGGUACAAGUACCAGUUCAUUCGACGGCUGCCAACGGUACGCUAAUGUUUCUGCCAGAGUUUUCCAAAAUACUUGCCCUGCAAACCUAUUCAAUAGAGACAGGGUUGUUGAUUGCGACGAAUUUGUGUAUCAGAAUACAGAUACUGUCGUUUAUGAUUAUGGCUUAGCGUGUGACGAAUGGCGGCGUUCAUUAAUCGGCUCAGUAAGGACCAUCGGUGUUCUGACAGCGCUACCCAUCACCGGUUUUGUGUCGGACCGAUGGGGACGGCGCGUGGCGCUCACUAUCAACGCAGUCAAUACCGCCUGGCUUGGCACUGUUCGCUAUUGGGCUGAUACUUACAUUGGCUUCCUCAUUUCCGAAGUGGCUGAAGCCACGUUUGGAUCUGGUGGCUUUACUUGCGCGUAUAUCUUAGUGAUGGAACUCGUUGGACCAAAAUUUCGGGUAGCUGCCGGUGCCUCUAUGAACACUUUCUUUUCCAUCGGUCAAAUACUAAUGGGUCUGAUUGCAUGGGGUGUGCCCAACUGGAGGAAUUUCACGCUUGCACUCUACGUUCCGCAAUUUCUUACCAUUUCCUAUUUUUGGAUUAUUUCGGAAUCCGUGCGCUGGUAUAUGAGUAAAGGCAGAUACGAGCAGUCCGAAGCAAUACUUAAAGAAGUUGCUCAGGUAAAUAAGAAAGAGUUAUCUGAGAAAUCGUUGGUGGCGUUGAGAAGAACCGCUGAAGAGGAGAAAAUACGCCAAGCCACAGAAAAAGCAGCCAAAGAUUUCUAUGCGGUAUCUCUGACUCUCUACUUGAUUGGCAAAUACAGCAUCGCCGUGGUGAUGACAUCGGUGUACGUGUACACAGCUGAGCUCUACCCCACCAAGUAUCGUCACAGUCUGUUCGCCUUCUCCUCAAUGAUGGGUAGGAUCGGAUCGAUAGUUGCGCCACUAACGCCAGCGUUUGCUGCAGCAACCUGGGAUGAUCUGCCUUUUGCCCUCUUCGCCGGGUUUGCCCUAUUAUCUGGAUUGCUGGUGCUCAUCACUCCAGAGACCCUGGGCUCAAACCUACCUGACACUAUGGAGGAAGCUGAACAGCUUGGCAGAAAAAAUGAAUCUACGUGA